AUGGGCCAGAUGGCAGGCGACCUUGGCUGGCGGCUCAGCCUUUUGCUACUCUCCUUGCUCCUGGCUCGAGCUGGUGUCUGGGGAUUCCCGAGGCCCCCAGGGAGGCCCCUCCGGAGCCUGCAGGAGUUGCAGAGGGAGUUCAAGGUCAGCCUGCAUCUCGCCAGGAAGCUGCUCUCCGAGGUUCGGGUCCAGGCCCGUGACUUUGCUGAAUCUCACCUGCCAGGAGUGAACCUGGACCUUCUGCCCCUGGGAGAGCAGCUCCCCAACGUUUCCCUGACUUUCCAGGCCUGGCGUGGCCUCUCUGACCCAGAAAGACUCCGCUUCCUCUCCAUGACACUUCACCCCUUCCAUACCCUGUUGGGAGGGCUGGGGAGGCAGGGGUUCUGGACCAGUUCAGAGAGGUUGCACCUGUGGGCCAUGAGGCUGGAUCUCCGAGAUCUGCAGCAGCAUCUCCGCUUCCAGGUGCUGGCUGCAGGAUUCAACGUGCCUGAGGAGGAGGAGAAUGAGGAGGGGGAGGGGUUGCUCCCAGGGGCUCUGGGCGGCCCCUUGCAGAUGUCAGCCCAGGCGUCCUGGCCCCGGCUCCUCUACACCUACCAGUCGCUACACUCCUUGGAAAUUGUCUUGUCUCGGGCGGUGAGGGACUUGCUGCUGCUCUCCCAGGCCGGGAACUCAGCCCAGGCCUUGGGGUUCCCCACACCCAGCUCCCAGCCCUGA
This is a messenger RNA of Balaenoptera acutorostrata (minke whale), 714 nucleotides long. It is a transcript of the gene IL27, whose product is annotated as interleukin 27. NCBI's taxonomy places the organism in Eukaryota, Metazoa, Chordata, Mammalia, Artiodactyla, Balaenopteridae. The transcript is spliced from 5 exons. Gene Ontology annotation, biological process: regulation of T-helper 1 cell differentiation; regulation of T cell proliferation. Gene Ontology annotation, molecular function: interleukin-27 receptor binding. The coding region runs from base 1 to 714 and encodes 237 amino acids. The record is from RefSeq and is a predicted model, not a curated record.